GUAAUAAUUCGCAACUGUCCCGAGUUUGCGCUUGCGUGAACAAUCACUCGAGCGUAUAUUAUUGCUUAUUAUGCCGGUUGCUGGAUCAUUUGAAUCAACGAAGCUGCUGAAUCUAAGUUCAGGGGAAUUUUAAUAAUAAUCAACAUGGUGAUUUUAUAUUCGAUCGAUUUGAGCCCACCAUGCAGGGCAGUUCUGAUGGCAGCAAGAGUCAUCAAUCUUAAUUUGGAUGUUCAUGAAACGAACUUGUUGAAGAACGAGCAUAAAACGGAACAAUUUCUCAAGUUAAAUCCUCAGCAUACAAUUCCUACCAUAGAUGAUGAUGGAUUCAUUCUUUGGGACAGUCACGCAAUUAUACGUUACUUAGUAAGUAAAUACGCUAAAGAUGAUUCUCUCUAUCCCAAAGACCUUCAAAAGCGAGCAAUUAUUGACCAGCGUUUGCAUUUCGAAGGUGAAAUGCUUUUCGUUCGUCUACGAAAUAUUGUUCGGCCGAUAUUUUACAAUAAAGUAAAAAAAUUCAAUGAAGAAAAUAUUAAUCUCGCGCAUGAAACUUGUGAAAUUUUAGAUAAAUUUCUCGAGGGUAAAAAGUGGCUCGCAGGAGAUAACUUCACCCUUGCAGACAUCAGUUGUGUGUCAACUGUCAGCUCUUAUCCAGCGUUUUUAUCGCUCGAUAAAUACAAAAAUAUUGUUGCCUGGUUGAAAAAGUGCGAAAACGAAAUUCCUGGCUACGCUGAAACUAACGCUCCUGGCGCAACUAAAUUCAUCAAAGCAAUAAAAUCUUUAGCACGAAUUCAAUUCAACAAGUUAAGGUUGUAUAAAUUAUCUGUUAUCCAAUAUAACACACUCAGGAGGCAUACUAAUAACAUGGUACGACCAAUAUUGUAUUUUGGUAUCUGGAGCCCUCCAAGUUCCGCCGUUCGCAUGACUGCCAAGGCCAUUGGUUUAGAUUUGGAUCUACGUGAAAUAAACUUAUUUAAGAAGGAUCACCUUAAAGAUGAUUAUCUGAAAAUAAAUCCUCAGCAUACCAUACCGGUUUUCAAUGAUGAUGGUUUUGUUAUUUCUGAUAGCCAUGCAAUAAUGACAUACAUGGUUGAUAAAUAUGCAGAGAAUGAUAAUCUUUAUCCAAAAGAUUUGAAAAAACGAGCGAUUGUUAAUCAAAGUCUUCAUUAUAGUGGAGGAGUUAUUUUCUGUCGUUUGUUAGGAGCUUUACAACCUUUACUUCGCGGUACGACGAAAACGGUCUCGCCAGCGUCGCAGCAGUUUUUGGAAGACUCUUAUAAAUAUAUGAACACUAUUUUAGAUGGACGAAAAUGGCUUGCUGGCGAUUCUUACACACUUGCAGAUAUUAGCAGUAUUACUGCAAUCAGCAGUGUUACGGUAUUCAAAUCGAUAAAUGAUUAUCCUAAUUUGAUAAACUGGAUGAAAAAUUGCCAAGAACUGCCAGGAUAUCCAGACAUUGCUGCCGUGGGGAUAAAAGAAUUCCAUGAUUUAGUGAGCCAGCGCUUGGAAAAAUAAAAUUAAAUUUCAAUCUAUGCAAAGAGAUGGCGACACAAUAAUAAUUCGCGAAUGCGGUAGUGUUUUCAUCUUAUUAUUUAUCUCCAUAUAGAUUUUAAUUAACAAUCAGUUACGCAAGAUUAAUUUCAAUAAUCAGCAAUUAUAUGAUAACUGAUAUCAUGACUCAGCGAUUUUAUUGAUGACUCCAGUCCUUCAAAGUGUAUCAUGUAACUAUCUAACGAAAAUAUAGCGGACUAGACUCUAGACUCUAGUCGUUCUUUUUAAUUAA
Cotesia glomerata is the source of this 1780-nucleotide messenger RNA. RefSeq lists its product as uncharacterized. The coding region runs from base 145 to 1512 and encodes 455 amino acids. Gene Ontology annotation, molecular function: glutathione transferase activity. Gene Ontology annotation, biological process: glutathione metabolic process. The record is from RefSeq and is a predicted model, not a curated record. Lineage: Eukaryota; Metazoa; Arthropoda; Insecta; Hymenoptera; Braconidae. The transcript is spliced from 12 exons.